Messenger RNA from Vigna radiata var. radiata (mung bean), 339 nucleotides. RefSeq lists its product as uncharacterized. The transcript has a single exon. The record is from RefSeq and is a predicted model, not a curated record. The coding region runs from base 1 to 339 and encodes 112 amino acids. NCBI's taxonomy places the organism in Eukaryota, Viridiplantae, Streptophyta, Magnoliopsida, Fabales, Fabaceae.
AUGAUUGAUUGGGUUCGGAAGAUUGCAUUUCAGCUUGGAUUUGUGGUCGUCAUCAUAAAAUCUGACACAACAACUGGUGAAUCUGGAAGAAAGACAUUCGUUGUGUUAGGCUAUGAAAGGAGUGGGAAAUAUAGGAAGUAUAAGCAAGACGUGCAACCUAGUGUGUCUGGCACGAGAAAAUGUGAGUGUCCAUUUAAGUUGAGGGGUAAACCUAAAGGACACGGUUGGGUGUUAAAGGUUAUGUGCGGUUAUCACAACUAUGAAUUAGCCGAGACUUUGGUUGGUCAUCCUUAUGCGGGGAGGUUAAAUGCUGCUAACAAUCAAUUCUUAUUGACAUGA